Molecule: messenger RNA, 1522 nt
Organism: Medicago truncatula (barrel medic)
Lineage: Eukaryota; Viridiplantae; Streptophyta; Magnoliopsida; Fabales; Fabaceae
Product: alcohol dehydrogenase class-3
Exons: 8
Coding region: 218-1360 (380 amino acids)
Biological process (GO): formaldehyde catabolic process
Cellular component (GO): cytosol
Molecular function (GO): S-(hydroxymethyl)glutathione dehydrogenase [NAD(P)+] activity; alcohol dehydrogenase (NAD+) activity; zinc ion binding
Source: RefSeq, a predicted model, not a curated record
GUGAGAACAUACGGUGGAUAAAUGAAUUGGCAUAUGAAUGCAGAAAACAGAAGUGGUUUGAUUUGAACAUUAAUUUAAAAUUCAAUAUUAAACAUGUCUAAGUUUAUCAAUAAUAGACCACCAGAAAUAAUUAGAUUUAUUUAUUUAUAUCAUUCCUGCCUGAGCUUGGCAUUUUCCGUCUGUGGUCUCUGACUUCUCAUUUCUGAAUCUGAUCUGAAUGGCAUCGUCGACUGAAGGUCAAGUCAUUACAUGCAAAGCUGCGGUGGCCUGGGAACCCAACAAACCCUUAACAAUCGAAGAUGUUGAGGUCGCUCCUCCCCAAGCCAACGAAGUCCGAAUUCAAAUCCUCUUCACCGCUCUCUGUCACACUGAUGCUUAUACUUGGAGUGGCAAAGAUCCUGAAGGUCUUUUCCCUUGCAUUCUUGGUCACGAAGCUGCUGGUAUUGUGGAAAGUGUUGGAGAAGGUGUCACUGAUGUUAAGCCUGGGGAUCAUGUCAUUCCAUGUUACCAAGCUGAGUGUGGGGAAUGUAAGUUUUGCAAAUCCGGUAAGACCAAUCUCUGUGGCAAGGUUCGUGCCGCUACUGGGGUUGGGGUUAUGAUGAAUGAUCGCAAACCUCGGUUUUCUAUCAAGGGAAAACCCAUUUAUCAUUUUAUGGGAACUUCUACUUUUAGUCAGUACACUGUUGUUCAUGAUGUUAGUGUUGCUAAGAUUCAUCCAGAUGCUGCUUUGGACAAAGUUUGUCUUCUUGGAUGUGGUGUUCCAACCGGUCUCGGAGCUGUCUGGAACACUGCAAAAGUUGAGCCAGGGUCCAUUGUUGCUAUUUUCGGUCUUGGAACUGUUGGGCUUGCUGUUGCAGAGGGUGCAAAAUCUGCUGGUGCAUCACGGAUUAUUGGCAUAGAUAUUGAUAGCAACAAGUUUGAUACAGCAAAAAACUUUGGAGUCACUGAGUUCAUUAAUCCAAAAGACCAUGAGAAACCAAUUCAGCAGGUCAUAAGUGAUCUAACAGAUGGAGGAGUCGAUUAUAGCUUUGAGUGCAUCGGAAAUGUCUCUGUGAUGAGAUCUGCUUUGGAAUGCACCCACAAGGGAUGGGGGACAUCAGUUGUUGUGGGCGUUGCAGCAUCAGGGCAGGAAAUAUCAACUCGCCCUUUCCAGUUGGUGACUGGGCGUGUAUGGAAAGGAACAGCUUUUGGCGGCUUUAAGAGCAGGUCACAAGUGCCUUGGCUUGUUGAAAAGUACUUGAAGAAGGAAAUCAAGGUUGAUGAGUACGUUACCCAUAAUUUGACUCUUGCGGAGAUCAACGAGGCAUUUGAUCUUAUGCAUGAAGGGAAAUGUCUUCGUUGUGUGCUUGCAUUGCAUUGAUGAGGUGAUCUGGUCCAGCAUUGAUACUUUGGGUUGCUGUUAAAUAAUCUGAGUGGCUGUAGUUUGUAAAAACAUAUGGUAUGGUUUAUAAUAUGGACCGUAUUCCAAUCUGAUUUGAAGGUCUUUGCAAUCGAUAAACAUCUUUUUUUGAGUUAUGGGUUA